AGAACUCUGUGCUGAAAUCACUCAUACGGCUAUUGGGGCCCGCUUGCAACGAACAGUUGGAGAGCGACAGUGAAGUCCAUUCAACCGAAAUGAAGCCACUUCCCAGUGACAUAUUUCGACAGUUGAAUAGACUAUACACUGAAUUUCUCGAUCCUGCAUUCAAUCGUCUCCCCCUACGUGGUUUCGUCUUCGAUGCAGAUGAGCCAUUGAUCACUCCCACAGACAAUAUUCACCAAUUCAUCGGAGCCAGUGAACGCACUGCCGAGUUGGUGGAAGAGCUAGCCGACGUGGUGGAAAGAACCGCAGACUAUCUGGAGUCCACGGCAGUCCCGCUGGCUCGUGAACAGCUACAGCGGCUUAGUUCCGUCUGUCAGCUGUUUGCGCACGAAGCAUCUCUCCGAUUCCUUCAGCUACAGCAAUCGUGGUUGAGAGAGUUCGUUUCAGACCCAUAGCACUUGGCUUAUCUACAAUCUCUUGUAUUUCGCACACACAUACAUAUCCGUUUUUUUCAAAAGGUUUUCUGAUUUGCUCCUAUUCUGUAUCCAAUGUGGACCGCGCGUUUUCAAA
Molecule: messenger RNA, 567 nt
Organism: Dicrocoelium dendriticum
Lineage: Eukaryota; Metazoa; Platyhelminthes; Trematoda; Plagiorchiida; Dicrocoeliidae
Source: the annotation of a GenBank genome assembly